AUGCAACCGUAUGCUGCAGCUCUGGAGGAAAUCAGUCGCUUUGAGAAUGAGUUCUCCUAUAUUUCUCGUCAAUUUUUGGCCACGCGUUCUGGGCCUGUUCCAUCAUCAACAGUCGAGCUGGACAUGACGAAAAUUCGCGAGAUGAGCCCCGCCCUCUUUGUAGAGAUCAUUCAGGCGCCAUACUUAUACAUCCCAGCCAUCGAGGAGCAUAUUAACAGUAAUCAUUACACAGGUGGCCAUGCUCAGCGUCUCAGCGUCCUUCUUACGGGCGAUGUCACUGCUGACCAUACAACCCUACCUCGUAAUCUCAAUUCUGCAUGCCUGAAGCAGCUCUUCAAGAUUACGGGGAUUGUGACUAAAUUGACGGCGCCCAGGCCCUCCAUAUCCAGACUCAUUGAGUUCCAGCCUAGUACCGGGACUUUUCUGGAAACUAUGUAUGAAGACCCAUAUACCACCGUUGCACCUGAAUCGAUGCGGGGCUUCAUUCUACGGCAGCACUCCAUGCUCUUUACCGAGGGAGAAGUCGGACCAGCCACUGGGGAACCCAGUCCUGAAACCGCACCAUUUCUAACUCUUGGUGCACCCGGUUCUUCUCCAUCUGAUAGCAGACUGCAUAGAACGUCAACUGCACAGGCCACUGUGCGAGAGUAUGGCCUCUCUCUGUUUGAUAGCGUACAGAAGAUACUAGUCCAGGACCACCCGGAGUAUGUUCCUUCUGGUCGCUUGCCUCGCUCCAUACCAGUCAUUCUUCGCAAUCAUCUGAUUGACAAGUGCAAAUCCGGUGAUCUCGUAGAAAUACUAGGGAUAUUCAACCCCAGCGUUCACCAUAGAGCUGGCGAGACAUCAAACACUAAGUCAUCCUCCAUAGGAAACUUUCUACUUGCACUGUCCAUUAAUGUGUUGGAGCGCACGCCGAUCCGACACAUAUCGACCGCAGAGGAACACGUGAUUCGUUUCUUGAAGAGGUGCACAGACAUAUCCCGUUGGAUGCGGCAUAGGAACAACACCCAGCUGGUCUCCCUCUCUGGCUAUGCACUUGAUGUGCUAACAGCAUCGUUUGCACCAGCCAUAUAUGGGCAUUGGAUUGUAAAGCGUGGAAUAGUCCUUCAACUGCUUCAGGGGGUCCCCCGCGAAUUCUCGUCUUCCAGUAGAAUACGCGGAGACAUUAACAUCCUCCUGAUAGGAGACCCGGGCAGCGCAAAGUCCCAGAUGCUGCGGGUUGUCAAGCAAUUGAUGCCGGUGUCUGUGCAGACGACAGGUCGCGGAUCCUCUGGAGUUGGCUUAACCGCGGCGGUAGUUAUCGAUGGGACAACAGGGGAGCGGCGUCUGGAUCCUGGCGCUGCCGUUCUUGCAGAUAAGGGUGUUCUGCUAAUAGAUGAAUUUGAUAAGGUAGAUGCUGAUGACCGUGCUCUCCUUCACGAGGCCUUAGAGCAGCAGAGUAUCUCGAUCAGCAAGGCGGGCCUCCACUGUACCCUGAAUGCGCGGUGUAGCGUACUUGCAGCAGCCAAUCCCGUUUACGGCUUCUUCGAUCCAAAGCGCUCCUUUGCUGAAAACAUAGCGCUUCCAGAUUCCUUGUUGAGCAGAUACGAUCUUGUUUUCCUUGUACGGGACGACCAUACAAUGGAUGCUAAGAUAGCCUCCCAUGUUCUUCUAAACCACAUGACUAGCAUGGGUCUGGACGCUUUAAAGGCUGCUCAGGAACAAAGGAAGACCUUAGAACAGGGAAUAGAGGAGAGCCUUGCAGAGCUCACGAAGCAGGGUACACAUGUCAUUCCAGGGGAUAACUGUGUGGAUAACUACAUAAGAAAUAAGUUGGCACAUGAUGAAGAAUCAUCUGUCGGUGACACACCGGGCAGGGGUGGAUAUUAUGAUAUGUACAAAGACCAGGAGCUAACAUUUGACGGCAAGGAGCUCAUAGAAUUCCUCAAAAACACAAACCAAAGAUCUGCUACAACGCAAGGAAAUUCUGGAACUGCUGCUGGCUCAUCAAUGCCCUUGUCAUUCGACCUCAUGAGUCCGCUGUAUUUUCAGGGUGCUAACGAUGAAAUUCAUCAAAUAUACACAGAGAAAUUGGAAAGGACUUGGAAUUCUGACGUGUACACAGUCAAUAGAGCACGAGCACUUCUUUCUCACGGAUUUCUGCGAGACAUAAUUAAGUACGCACGCUCCUUGAACCGCUCAGGCCCCUACAUGUCAGAAAGGGCCGUACGACAGGUGUCGAAGUGUUAUACAGACUUGCGGCAGCGUGCAGUCAACGCGCGUCGCCAUCCUCCGAACAUCCCUGUUACAGCCCGCAUCCUCGAGUCUUUGAUUAGGCUGGCUACGGCAUUAACGAAGCUCAGCUUUCCUCCCAGGGAGGUUGAGCCAGAGGAUGUCAUUGAGGCGUACAUAUUAUUGGUUGUCUGCAUUUAUGGUGAGAAGGAAGACUCUGUACGCGGGACAGUAUCUAACACCGACAUAGCUGGCGAUGAAACUCACCUUAUUGGAGGUGUCUCAUCGAUUGUGCAAGAUCCUGACCCCGCUGGUGGCUCACGAGACGUUUCUGGAGAUAAUUCCGUUGACUCUGGCGUCUACUUAACAGUGGUGAGGGCCAUAUCAACGUACACAGAGGAAACUGGACUCACAGCUGUGCAGCUCAGCGACUUUAUUCCGUGGCUGAAGGCUCGGUGCCGCUCUACAAAUGUUCAGGAACUUACAGACAGUCAAAUAGAUAUGGCUAUAGCUAGGUUAGUAGAAGAUCAAACGGCUCUGCUGGAGGACGGAGUGCUUUUCAUACUCACGUGA
Giardia duodenalis is the source of this 2784-nucleotide messenger RNA. RefSeq names its product DNA replication licensing factor MCM3. NCBI's taxonomy places the organism in Eukaryota, Fornicata, Diplomonadida, Hexamitidae. Gene Ontology annotation, cellular component: MCM complex; nucleus. Gene Ontology annotation, biological process: mitotic DNA replication initiation; DNA strand elongation involved in DNA replication; double-strand break repair via break-induced replication. Gene Ontology annotation, molecular function: ATP binding; single-stranded DNA binding; ATP hydrolysis activity. Bases 1 to 2784 code for a protein of 927 amino acids. The transcript has a single exon. The record is from RefSeq and is a predicted model, not a curated record.